This is a messenger RNA of Sphenostylis stenocarpa, 2379 nucleotides long. Lineage: Eukaryota; Viridiplantae; Streptophyta; Magnoliopsida; Fabales; Fabaceae. The record is from the annotation of a GenBank genome assembly.
AUGCCUUUUGGUUUGCCAAUGAAGGCCAUGGAGCCUACUGUCUGCGGAGACAAGUUAGGUAACCUCAUCUUGGAAGUAGCUAAAAACUUUGUUAUAUAUAUUGGGAUGGUGAUUGUCUGCAAUGGUUUACAUUUUCUUCUAAAGCCUUAUAAACAACCUCGCAUUACUUCAGACAUAAUUGUAGGACUAGCUGUGGGCAACAUAGGGUUUGUACGUGGACUAUUUGAGAAAUUCAACCUAACGUUUGGAUUUAUCAUUGAUUUUGGAAUGACAUGUUACAUGUUUACCCUGGGGAUAGAGAUGGAUCCUUAUGUCUUGUUUGCAAAACCAACUAGGUACACUAAAAUUGCUGUAGCAGGAGUUGUAUGCACGUUCGUCAUGGCAGGGCUUCUAACCCCAAUUUUUAAGUACUUCCCAGAUCAAAAUAAGCUACUGGAGUUCACCCUAGCCUUCUCCACAAUUAUUUCUAGCACAGAUUCACCUGUUUUGACCCGUUUAAUAACCCAGAUGAAAAUAGGAAAAUCAGAUAUUGGGAAGCUUAUCAUUGGAGCAGGGGUGCACACAGAUUUUUUGUGUUGUUUGAUGCUUUCCCUUGGCUACAUACUUGUGCCAAUGCCAGAAUAUUGUCAUAAUUUGGAAGGAAGGUUGGAGGCUAAUAUAACCAUUAAAGUAGUGUGUGCAGUGCUGGUGCAAGUAGGGUUCACAGCCAUGGUUUCACCAGUGCUUAUGAAGUGGGUUAGCAAUGAGAACCCUGAAGGUAGACCCAUGAAAGGUCCUCACUUGAUACUCUCACUUGCCUUCAUGGUCUUAAUGUGUGCCUCCACCACUAUGUAUUAUUAUAAUCCAAUUUUAAGUGCUUUUCUGGUAGGGCUUUGUGUUCCAAGGGAUGGUAGAGUUUCCAAAUGGGUUAUCACCAGAAUCAACUACAUGUUGACCACCAUUUUCUUUCCCAUAUUUUUCCUGUGGAUGGGCUAUGAAUCUGAUAUAAGGAAUUUUGAAUCACGCCAUUUUGCAACAUGGAUAAGACUAACUUUGCUUUUGGGAGUGGCAACAGGUGGAAAAAUUAUUGGAACAGUGAUCUAUGGGAUCAUGUUGGGCUUUCGCUGGCCUGAAUCGGUUGCAAUAGGAAUGCUUCUUGCCAUUAAGGGCCAUUUGCAUAUCUACUUAGCUAUGAAAGUGAUAGGUUGUGGUGGAACAACUACUUCCACAGGCAUUGUGAUGGUAAUUGGAACCUUUUUAACAACUUUGCCUGCAUCAACAAUUGUUACAAACAUCAUUAAAAGAGCAAAGAAAAGAGCACCCACUCAUCGAUUGGCACUUCAAAUGCUUGACCCCUCAAGUGAGCUAAGGAUCCUCCUAUGUGUUCAUGGAAUUCGAAAUGUUCCUGCUUCCAUCAACUUGGUGGAGAUCACAAAAGGGACGGGUGACACCGGCAUUGUGGUGUAUGUCACUGACAUGAUUGAACUCACUGCUGAAGCAUCAGACCCAAUAGAUAGGGAUGAAGUACUGCACUCAUCAACAGUGAAAGACAGGGAAGUCAUGGAGAUGAUAGACCAAAUAACCAACUCAUUCCAAGCCUAUGUGGUGGGGAAUGAUGAGGGCAUUACGCUCAAAAGAACAAUGGCACUCUCAACAAUCACUAGCAUGCCACAAGACAUCUGCAUUUUAGCAGAGGACUUGAUGAUUGCUCUCAUCAUAUUACCAUUCCAUAGGAGCCAACGUGAUGAUGGAAGCUUGGAUAGUGGUAAUGUAGGAUUCAGAUACGUGAACCGAAAGGUACUAAGAAGUGCCCCUUGUUCUGUUGGGAUUCUAGUAGAUAGAGGUCUUGGAUCAGUUGAACAUAUAAAAAGAUCUGAAGUAACGCUAAAUGUGGCAGUGAUAUUCAUCGGUGGAAAAGAUGAUAGGGAAGCACUUGCCUACGCUAGUCGUGUAGCGCAGCAUGCAAGAGUUAAGCUGACAGUAAUAAGAUUCCUGGUUGAUAGCAGUGUGGAGUCCUCAGCAUUAUACAGGGUCAUCCUUCCAGAGCAGGAGAAAGAGAUGAAAUUGGAUGAUGAAUGCUUUACACAGUUCUAUGAAAGGCAUGUGCUUGGGGGUAGAAUUUCCUACAUGGAGAAGUAUCUUGCAAAUGCUACUGAGACCUUUGCCACUCUGAGAUCCUUUGAAGGGCAAUACUCAUUGGUGAUUGUUGGAAGGGAAGGAGGAAUGAACUCUGUUUUGACAAGGGGCAUGAAUGAUUGGCAACAGUGCCCAGAAUUGGGACCAAUAGGAGAUGUUCUUUCUGGAACAGACUUCUCAAUGACUGUUUCUGUUUUGAUCAUCCAACAACAUAGACUUAAAGGAGAAAUAGAUGGGUUGGAUGAAGACUUCUCCAUCAUAUAA